This is a messenger RNA of Penicillium olsonii, 3138 nucleotides long. The record is from the annotation of a GenBank genome assembly. Lineage: Eukaryota; Fungi; Ascomycota; Eurotiomycetes; Eurotiales; Aspergillaceae.
AUGGUCGCGACAUUUUCGCCGCACCGGGACUCCGGCGGCACCCUGCAUCUCACUUCCCACUCCGGGAUUCAUCACGUUGAUGCCAGCUCCGCCAUCCGACAACUACGCCGCUCACUGUCGCGUUCCCCAUCCAAGAGUUCCAACUUUUUCCUCAACACGCGAAAUCACUCUCCCUCCAAAUCCGCCUACAUCUCUUCUCCGCUCUCACCGUCUCGACGCAGCUCCCAAAACAACUUUGUUCUCUUCCCAUCACACCAGUCUCCUCUCGCGGUGCCUUAUCCUCCCAGCGCGAAAAUCUCCCGGCCGGCGAUGCGACGCCGCACGUCGCCUCGCAGUCCGGCCAAGCGCGCCUUGAGUGUCUCGACUGACGCUGGAAACGCCACUCCCACCCAGCCCAUCGCCCUUCCCCCCGGCGAGGAGAAUGACUUGACUCUCGACGAUCUGGUUCCAAAUAUGAUGAGCACAACUCCAGACAGCCCUUGUGCAAGCAAUACGCCUCUGGCGGAGCCAGCUUUCGCGCCCCGCCCCACCUUAUCGCGUAUCGAGAAGCGACGCAGUGGGACCUUUGGCAGCCUUGCAAGUGGGAGCCCAUUGAAGCGCAGUGAUGGAAUCAUGAAUCUGGACCAAGCUUCACGGGGCAGUCCUUCCGCGAAACGACGCAGCGUGCAUAACCCGAACUGUCCGCCUGAAUUCAGCAUUUUCGACAACGAGGUGGAAGAUACCACGCCCGAGGGCUCUCCAUCAUCUGAGAUUCCUUCUUUCCCCACGCCUGUUCAGCCACAUAGCCCAUUUGCGACGAUUCCCAAGCGCUCGUCUUCUCUGCGGCGAUCAACUCUCCAGCAGCGCGGUGAACGACCCCUCUUUGGCCGACCAAAGGCGUUGGAUGAUGAUGAGGGCACCUCCCCACCCGGUACGCCAUUAACGGUCCGGCCGCGUAUGUCGUUUGACAGCAGCCUGUUUCAACCUGGCAGCGAGAACAUUUUCUCUCCCAAGCCAUCAGCAAGCCCUCUAUUCUCCAACUCCCCAGCCAAUCCUCCUGUCAAUAAUGCUCAACCUCGCGCCGGCGCUCACCCUCUCUCUCGCACCAUCACCCAAUCAUCCUCUGGGUCAAGUCUUGAUGACUCCCCCACCCACGAACCGGUUCACAAGCCCGAGGGGCGCCGGCCCUUGUUCAACUUCUCCAAGUCCCUUCCCGCUGGAGCAACUCGCCCAGCACCCGUCCGCAGAAUCACACGAGAGGAUUCUGGCGAAUUUGCUACUCCAGACAACUACAAGCUGGUCAAGCCUCUGCCGGCGGCAUUCAUGUCCACUGGUCUCAUCUCGAAGAAGAACCGCAAUGCGGAGGAGAGUGGAUCCGCAUUCAACAAGAGCAUGCCUGAUACACCAUGUAAACGGCCUAUGAACAUGUUCACGGCCGGUCCGAACCCCACCGACAGACUGUUCGACAAGUCAAGGCAGUCAGAUGCCCCAUCUGCUUCUCCUUUCAACCCACCUACGACUUCGCGCCCCAAGCCGAGUCCCUUCGCCCGCGGCAUGGGCAUCUUUGGUAGCAGCUUCAACCGUCCCGAGGCUUCCCGCCGUGGCAGCCUCGCCAGUCUCGAUGGCGACGACUUGAAUCUAGCCCAGUCUCCCUCAUCCCGACAGGACAGCCAGCCUCUGAAUGAUGACUUCCCUCCCACUCCAACCAAACAGCCUUUCCUCUCAUCUCGCACCUACCCUCCUACCGCCGGCUCCAUCCCCUCCUUGGAACGGUUGUCGGAGACCGCCAGUCCUCUGCACGAGCGGCUCUUGCAGGCUUCGCCUCACACUCCCCGGGACCAAUACUUCCCUCCCGAUCCCAGUGGUCUGUCUAUCUCUGUGCCCAAUGACCACUCGGCUCACAUUGAGCACGAGCUUCCAGCUACCCCCACCGGACCUCGUGACUCCUGGUCUUCGUUCAGGCGCCCCAGUCUACAAAUCAGUGGAUACCACGCCCCUGACGUUGACCCAACUCUCACAUCCCGCUUUGACAGCGUGGAGCUCAUUGGAACUGGAGAGUUUUCCCAGGUCUUCCGCGUCUCAAAGCCCCACGACGCGUCUUUCCCUUCUGUUUUCUCCCUUCCGUCCAGCGAGCCCAAAUCUCCUGGCUCCCUUCCCCAUCAAGUGUGGGCUGUCAAGAAGAGCAAGCAGCCAUAUCUGGGGUUGAAGGAUCGGGAGCGCCGUAUCCGAGAGGUUGACAUCUUGAAGACCCUCAGCAACUGCGAUCAUGUGGUUUCCUUCAUGGACAGCUGGGAAAACCUAGGUCAUCUCUACAUCCAGACCGAAUACUGCGAGGAAGGUAGCCUGGAUGGCUUUUUGGCUCAAGCCGGCCUGAAGGCCCGUCUUGACGACUUCCGUAUCUGGAAGAUCUUGCUUGAAAUGUCAUUGGGUCUGAAGGAAAUCCACGACGAGGGCUUCAUCCAUCUUGAUCUCAAGCCGGCCAAUAUUCUGGUCACUUUUGAAGGCACUUUGAAAAUUGGUGACUUUGGCAUGGCCGCCCGCUGGCCUGCCGAGCACGGAAUCGAAGGCGAGGGUGAUCGGGAGUACAUUGGACCGGAGAUUCUCAAGGGUCAAUAUGACAAGCCCGCCGACAUCUUCUCCCUCGGUCUCAUCAUCUUCGAGAUUGCUGGCAAUGUCGAGCUCCCUGACAACGGACUCUCUUGGCAAAAGCUACGCAACGGUGAUAUGAGCGAUGUCCCCAGCCUCACCUUCAGCCACGAAAGCCAGGUCUCCCGCGAUGCCAGUGGAAACCCCAUCAUGAAGGAGUCGUCUUUCGAGGAACUCUGUACCUCUGACCUGGGUGGCGGCGAGUUUGGUGAUGACUUCUUGACCUGCCGUGAGCUGAGUACCCCCAAGCCUCAGCAUGUCGCUCGCAGCGGCGAGCUCAUCGAUCCUCCCGCCUUCAUGGCUGAUCCUUACCACCCUCAAUCUCUGGACGGAGUCGUCCGAUGGAUGAUCUCCCCCGAACCACAACACCGUCCCACCGCGGACCAAAUCCUGGAAACCUUUGGUGUCCAAUUUACCAACCAACGACGCCGCGCUGGCGCCACCGUCUUCGAGGGUAACUGGGGCCCCGCUGACGAGAUCUUGGCCGAAGAUGCCGAAAUGAUCGACGUGUAA